AUCCUGCCCCACUAAAGGGUCGGACUCUAAACCUGCGCGCAGUCUCCAUGCGGCUCACCGUCUGCCCUACAGCAGGGUUGGAGUGGAGAGGGGGACUCCCAGCGGCCUGGCAACUCCUUUGCUUCUCAAGAAGAUCAGAGGCGGGAAGCGGCGCCGUAAGAAGAGCACGCUGGGAGGAUUGGAGGAGGUGCCCGGGCUGGGAAGAAACCAUAGAGCGGCGAAGAAAAGCGUCAGAAGCAGGCCGCGGGUUUGGGGCUUAUUAACCGCCUCGUUAUUGCGGUGGGGAAGGAGGCAAGAGCUGCUUUGGAGGACCCCAAGAAAUCUGCAUGCAACUAUCCGGUCUGAAGCUGAUUCCACAACACUUCUUGCGCAGCCAGUCCUUGAUUGAUUUGACUGUGCGAUCCUUCAUGGAUCUAAAAGUUCUGGUUUCUUCCCUAAAUGAUUUUGCUUCACUCUCACUGGCUGAAAGUUGGGACAAUGUGGGGCUUCUGGUUGAGCCAAGUCCUCCUCAUACUGUCAGUACCCUCUUUCUGACCAAUGACCUGACCGAGGAUGUGAUGGAGGAAGCACUGCAGAAGAAAGCAGAUCUCAUUCUUUCUUACCACCCACCCAUUUUCCAACCACUGAAACAUGUGACAUGGAAAACAUGGAAAGAACGUCUGGUGAUCCGAGCCCUGGAAAACAGAGUUGGCAUUUAUUCUCCCCAUACUGCAUAUGAUGCUGUACCUCACGGAGUCAAUAACUGGCUUGCCAAAGGACUUGGUGACUGCACUUCUGCUCCUUUGCGACCUGCUACGGCUUCUAAUUACCCCACAGGAGGGUCUUUCCGGGUUGAAUUUACUGCUUGCUCUGCUGAAAACCUAGAAACAGUUUUGUCCAGUUUGCGUGGGGUGUCAGAAGUGUCGCUCGUUACUGCUCUCCCUGUCAGGGUUGACGGUGAAGAGCAGACCCGAGUCAGCUUGAACUGUACCCAGCAAGCCUUGCUGCAAGUAGUGGCCUUGCUUUUCCAGAACAGUCUUCUUUAUCAAAAGACUGAAAUCAUAUCAUUACAGAAGCCUCUACUUGAAGAUACUGGAAUGGGACGGUUGUGCACACUGAAGGAGCCGGUCUCUAUUUCUGCCUUGAUUGAACGAGUCAAAAGCCACUUAAGACUAUCUCAUAUUCGCCUAGCUUUUGGAGUUGGAAAGUCAUUGGAGUCCCAAGUGAAGGUGGUUGCUCUUUGUGCUGGUUCAGGAAGUAGUGUUCUGCAGGGUACAGAAAGUGAUCUCUAUCUCACCGGAGAGAUGUCCCACCAUGAUGUAUUGGAUGCUGUUUCCAGAGGGAUAACUGUUAUCUUGUGUGAGCACAGCAACACUGAACGAGGCUUUCUGUUGGAGCUGCAACAAGUGCUGACUGCCUACCUUCAGAACAAGAUCUGUAUUGUAGUGUCUGAGAGAGACAGAGACCCCCUUCAAGUGGCAUAGCAGAAGGCAAAAAGAUCCCAGUGUUGAACUCUGGCACAUCAGAUUGCAUCUGCCAGGGACGUAACAUACAAGUAAAUAUAAUGGGAGGAGGCACAGGCCAAAAGGAUACACUGUGUGGUGUUCGAAGUACUGGAGAGAACCUGCUUGGAAAAUAAAUGGCUGGCUGACCGACCACCUGUUUGCAAAACAUGACUUUAUUACAGCUAAGAACUAUGUGUUCGGAUGUUUAUAUUUUCAUUCCGCAUAAUCCAAUGCUUGACUUCUUAAUUUUCAGCUUUGUAUUUUUGAGCAGCUGGCACUGCAUCAUCCCAUCUUUUUACAAUAAUCCUGUGAAAUAGGCAAUUCUCAAGGGGAACAGAGUUCUAUAUCUGUAAGGCAGUGUGUGAUUAGUUAGGUUAAGCACAAGGAAAGUGAGAAACGGAUCCCAACUGCAUUUCCUCCUUGAUAAUGUCAAGCAUCCCUUCAUAGGAAGGAAACAGUUAUCCCCCAAAAUUGUGGAGAGCAGCAUACCUGGCAGACAACUGCAUCUUCCCACCUAUAAGGACACCACUUAAAAGGAAACAGGCACUAGGAAUACAGGUGGGACCCGCUUAUACAGCAGUUUCCGUUCCAGACUGCCACCGUAAAGUGGAACCCAUUGAGUAUAAUGGGGCGCAUCACGCAAAAAUGCUGCAAAAGCGGCUUUAAAACGGGGAAUUUCCCCUAAUUGAAAGCUGCCGCAUUAGCAGAAUGCCAGAAUGCGACGUGCCGGUAAGCGGGGCCCUACUGUACAGCACCAUAUGUGGUGCCCCAAAGAAGAAUGCUCCUUACUUCCUGUUACGUGUAUAGGAUUGCAGCCAAAGUCAAGCCAAGGCAUAUUCCAAACUUCACUUUGGAAUUUAAUGCUGUGCAAGGAAAAAAAUAUAUAUAAAAGACUGUAGUUUGAAAGUUCUACCGUACAACUUCAGCUUCUAUAUCAUGGAAAAUAUAGGACAAAAAGUAGAUUAAACCAAUGAUAUCCACAAUAUAUACAGUAUUGCAUGCUAGAGAGAGGCACAUCUCAGAACUUUUUCAAACAAUUUUCCAAUAGAUACAGUAGUUCAAAUAUUAUGACUAGACCAAUCAGAAGUUGAUCUGGCAAGCUUAGAUAUCAGAACUGGUAGGACCUAGUUUAAGCUGCAUGCACAUUUAUUCUGGAAUAAGCCUCAUUGAAUUUAGUGGGAUUUAACUUCUGAGUAAGGGAGCAAUCCAAACCCUGGCUUCCAACAGGCAGUGCUUUAUGAAGUAGCGAAGGCAUGACAAAUUCUGCAGCAGCCUAGAACUGGUGCAGUCAGUGGCCCCACUGUUAUCACAAUGGAAGGGGAACAGGUUUAGGAUCCAACAGAUCUGGAGAGGCCCAGCUAUGCCCCAUUUUAAGCCAGCAGCACUUCUGCUGGCCUGCACAUUCAGUAGGUGGAAGCUCUGUACCAGCGUAGUGACACUAACAUUCCACCAUGUGGCUUAGGCCUGCAGAGGGACAACUCUACCGCUACCCCCAGUUUGGCACAAGGGGGGAGGCUUGAUUGCUCUGCCCAUACAACUGUAUCCACUCUGCAAUUUCACUUUAAUUAAUGCUCUUCUCAGGUUUUCCCCCCAACAUUUCAAAUAUAGGUGUUCCCUUGAACCAGAAAAUGGAGUUUUAUUUAUAUGACAUAAGAGAACCAUACAAAAAGAAUCAUUGUACAACUACACAUUUUUAUUCAAAUGAGUUUUUUAAAAAAUACUACAUCUCAUUACUUCUGACGUUAUGGUGUUAAAAUUAGCAUAUUUGCUAUUUUUUAAAAUUUUAGAGACAGAUGCCAGUUCAGAUUUUUAAAUGGCUUGUGUUCUAUAAACCUUCUUUAUACCAAUUAAGGCUAAAAAGUUUAACAAACAUCUCUAUAAUAUCCUGGAGCUCUGAUGCUCAUAUCUGGCUUUGCCCAAAUUCAGGCAUUUCCCCGCUGCAAUCCCUCCAUCUCACACUGCACACAUUAGAAGACCAAUAAUGUAGCCUGUAUAUAAGACAUACUGGAAGACACUUGUCCAUUGGUGAAAAAAUUAAGUUGCUGGCAGCCACUGAAGUUUGCUUUCAAGCACAAGCAACUCCAAUCCAACCCCUUAUUUCCAGAUUUAUGAGCAGAAAGGCACAUUAUUUAUCAAUGGGUGAAAUUUUCUUUGUAAUGGAAUACACGGAAGGAAAGCAUAAUCCAAACUGGAAAACCUGAGCAGAUCUGGACAGAUCUAAAAGUUGGCUUUUUGUACACAAUGCUUUACUCCAUUAUUACAGGUAGAUAAGACUCCCGAGAUCUGAAAAUUGGCUACGCUGCAGGAAGUAUUCCAGCAGGUCUUCAGAGCAGUUGCCAUUGGGUGCCUGAGAGCCUUCAAACUUCAUUAUCUUUUUGUAAAAAGUCAGUCAAGGUCCCAGAGUCCACAGGAAUUAAUAAAUAUUCAACUCCAUCAGCACCCUGAAAACAAGCACGCUAUGUAGAUUAGUUCAAAGGCCUAAGAAUGACAGCUUUUUUCCCACCUAGCUAGCAGAAUCUCAAUGUAUUGUUCUGGAUUUGUCUUCUGCAAUGAUAAAUAAACUAGCACAUUUCUUCCUGAGAAGAACAUAAUGCAGUCUCCUAUCAGGAAUCUGUAAAAGACAGCUUAAACGUGUCACUUGGAAUGUAACCUUCACAAUAGCAUCAGCAAACGUUUAGCUCAUUUCAAUAGCAUGAUUACACACAUUGAUAUUUCUGUCUUUUUUGAAAACAACACUACCACAAAUAUUUAAUUGUAGUUCUACUGGCAUUUACCAUGUAACCACAAUCAUUAAUCCCCAUAUUUUUAGCAGCAUGGACAUGGUUAAGCAAACAGUCACAUUAACAUAUCUAAAGCACCGUAACAACUGACUCACCCUCUUAGUCCUAAUGAGCUUGUGAUCCCUGAAUUCUGUGAGUUGAGCUCUGAGAGUUAGGUCACUAUUGACCAGGAAGGCUUCCCGACAUUGCUGGUAGAAAUCUUGGAAGGAAAGUCCUAGUAGAGGAAAAGCAGCAACAAAACACCUAGCAUUAAAAAUAAAGUGUUUCUGGAGUGAAGAUCAGAGUUGCUAAUUUUUCACUAUGAUGCUUGAAGGAACAUCAUCAAAAUAAAUCUGGAAUCCACUUACUGGUGUGGAAUAGCAUACCCAAUCAGUGGAUACUGAGUAGAGGAAUAAUUCCUCUUCUUCCAAAAGCUCCAACAUGAAUUGCAUAUUUUAUGAAAAUUUUAAGUGUAACUUUUAGAUGGAAACAUUUAGGAACACAGGAAAAAUGCAUUAUAAUGCAAAUCAAAAUACCAUGUUCAAACAUAACAUGAUUUGGCACUAUAUGAAUGAAUCCUGUGCUGGCAGGUGCUCUCCUUCCUCCCUUUGCAUACUCCAAUGUCCCUCUCACUCCUGACUUAGUAGUUAAUUAGAUAAAGAAAGGUUUGUGCAAACAAUAACUUGCUCAAAAAUGUGUGUGACGGAAUAAAUUUCUUUUUCAACAA
Rhineura floridana is the source of this 4970-nucleotide messenger RNA. RefSeq names its product NGG1 interacting factor 3 like 1 (gene NIF3L1). The coding region runs from base 327 to 1463 and encodes 378 amino acids. The record is from RefSeq and is a predicted model, not a curated record. Lineage: Eukaryota; Metazoa; Chordata; Lepidosauria; Squamata; Rhineuridae. Gene Ontology annotation, cellular component: mitochondrion; cytoplasm. The transcript has 7 exons.